Cucurbita moschata (crookneck pumpkin) is the source of this 928-nucleotide messenger RNA. RefSeq names its product protein BRASSINAZOLE-RESISTANT 1-like. The record is from RefSeq and is a predicted model, not a curated record. NCBI's taxonomy places the organism in Eukaryota, Viridiplantae, Streptophyta, Magnoliopsida, Cucurbitales, Cucurbitaceae. Gene Ontology annotation, biological process: DNA-templated transcription; brassinosteroid mediated signaling pathway. The transcript is spliced from 2 exons. Gene Ontology annotation, molecular function: DNA-binding transcription factor activity. The coding region runs from base 100 to 807 and encodes 235 amino acids.
UCCCCAUCACCACUCCUUUCCUUCCAACUACAAAACCAUGAACAAAGCGACCAAAAUCUCAUCUUUAGAACAAACGGAAAGAGAAAGAAAGUGAGAGAUAUGAAGGAAGGAAGUGAAGUUGGUGCUGCAAAAAGAAAGGGAGUUAGAAGUGAGACUGAAAAACAUAAAACUAAGAUGAGGGAAAGGCAAAGAAGAGCCAUUACUACCAAUAUCUUCCUUGGCCUUCGAAAGCACGGCGGCUACCGCCUCUCCCCUCGAGCCGAUAUCAAUCAAGUCCUCCGUCACCUCGCCAACGAGGCCGGCUGGAUUGUCGACCCCGACGGCACCACCUAUCGCUCCUCCGCAUCUAUUUUGAAUAGAUGUUCAGUUUGUGGGACUGUGAGGAGCACCACUCCGACGUCGACGAGUAGCGCAGUAGCUGGCGGCGGCGGAGAGAAUUCCACUCCGGCAUCGUCUUGCCGAUUGCCUGAUUCUGUGAGAGAUUACGCCAUAGCAUUCAACGACAAUGUCAUUCAACCGGCGACUCCCUUUUACAUCCCCGGCGGCGGCGGCGGCGGCGGCACUUCUUCUUGCUCCUCGUCUCGGAACCCGACCGGCAACGGUAAUAUUAACGGCGACGUUCCUCUAGCAGUCUACAUGUACGGAAAUGAAGACGUCCGCUGCUGUCUCUCUGCCGCAGCCACCGUCGAAAUUUGCGGCGGCGGCGGCGACGGCGGUGGUUCCAAGGAUACGGCAUACGAAGCGAUGCGGGAAGCGAGGGCAUCUAAUCAGAGUACACCGGAGGGAUCUCCACGGCUUCGUUCGUAGUUCUUUUGUUUUUUUUUUACCAUUUUGCCCUCCGGGUUCUGCUCUUGUUACGACCUUCUGGGAAGCCUAUUUUGGGAAAUAGGUUAGAGAUUAGCAAAGAUUAAUUAAACACCAAUUAGGU